CUACAGCGGUGGUUUUACAAGGCUGCAUCUGGAUCGAAUGCGAGGGAAAGUGGGGUGGAAGGCAGACAACGUGCCAUAUUCGACAGCCUUUAGGUUAUGACAUUUGACCGAGUUGAACGAAAAUACUGGUAACGGAUGCUAACAAAAAACGACGAGGACGGUGAUGUUUCCAGCGUGCUGACUGAGUGUGCGCAAACCAUUGCAUUCGCCCUCUCGUUGAUGAAGGACACUGCUACUCGUCACUGGGGACUGUAGAUGGAAGACACUACCGCUGUAGCGGGGGAGGCCGGGAGACGGGAUGACAAGGAGUCGGCCCUGGGCCUCACCCUACCGCUGGACGUCGCAGACAUGGACGCCAAGAAAGCUCAGAUAACAGAGAUGCCGUCUCCUACAAUCCAGCUGGGGCCAGGCCAGGAGAAGAAGAUAGGCCACCGGAGAGUAGACGCCUCUGGAGAAACCACCUACAAGAAGACCACCUCGUCUGCCCUGAAAGGUGCCAUCCAGCUGGGCAUCGGCUACACCGUGGGCAACCUGAGCUCCAAGCCUGAGAGAGAUGUACUGAUGCAAGACUUCUAUGUGGUGGAGAGCAUCUUCUUCCCCAGUGAGGGCAGUAACCUAACCCCUGCUCACCACUACCCAGACUUCAGGUUUAAAACCUACGCCCCUGUGGCGUUCCGCUACUUCAGAGAGCUGUUUGGGAUCCGACCGGAUGACUAUCUGUACUCUUUGUGUAACGAGCCUCUGAUCGAGCUCUCCAAUCCGGGCGCCAGUGGUUCCAUUUUCUAUGUGACCCGUGAUGAUGAGUUUAUCAUCAAAACUGUGGAUCACAAGGAGGCAGAAUUUUUGCAGAAACUACUUCCUGGAUACUACAUGAACUUAAACCAAAACCCACGGACCCUGCUGCCCAAGUUCUUCGGCCUCUACUGUGUCCAAUCAGGAGGCAAGAACAUCCGCAUCGUGGUCAUGAACAACGUCCUGCCCCGCUCCGUGCGUAUGCACCUCAAGUUCGACCUGAAGGGCUCCACCUGCAAACGCCGCGCAUCGAAGAAGGAGCGGGAGAAAUCCUGCCCCACGUACAAAGAUCUGGACUUCCUGCAGGAUGUCCCUGACGGACUGUCCCUCGACCAGGACACCUACAGCGCCCUGGUCAAGACCCUACAGAGAGACUGUCUGGUGCUGGAGAGUUUUAAGAUCAUGGACUACAGCUUGUUGCUGGGUGUCCAUAACAAGAACCAGGCUGAGCGGGAGCAGCAGUCCCAGGGCUCUCCCACAGGGGGCGAUGACAAGAAGCCAGCCCCACAGAGAGCCCUCUACUCUACUGCCAUGGAGUCUAUUCAGGGAGGGAAAGCAUGCAGGGACACACUGGACCACGAUGACACGAUGGGGGGUAUUCCAGCUGUGAUUGGCAAAGGAGAACGAGUUCUGCUCUUCAUUGGGAUCAUCGACAUCCUCCAGUCCUACAGGCUUAUCAAGAAACUGGAGCACUCCUGGAAGUCCCUUAUUCAUGAUGGGGAAACAGUGUCAGUCGUCAGGCCCAGUUUCUAUGCUGAGAGAUUCUACAAGUUUAUGAACACCACCGUUUUCAGGAAGAGCUGUUCUCUGCGGUCCUCCCCAUCUAAGAGAGGGCGAGGGGCACUCCCUGUGCCCAGACACAGUGCUCCUGGGGCAGGCUGGUCGGCCGGCCAGCAGCCCUCAGAGAGUGAGGAAAACCAGGAGAAUCUAGAGAACCUAAGGGGAGCUCGCUGCCUCCCCCAACUGGAGGAGGAGGGUCAUCCAUGCACUCCUCCCUCCUUUGAGGAUGCCACCACUGUGUCUAUUGCUACCACCCUGUCUUCUAACAACUCUCUCCCCACCACUCCCUUUGAUACACCAGAGCAUCCCCGCUACAGACGACAAACCCAUUCGCCUGGUGUGGUCAGGUCUCAGCAGGAAGUGGUGGAGGUUCAUGAGGAGAAGCAGCAGAACAUCACAGUGGAGGUGGAGCUGACUCAGGCUCCUAGGACCCCUGAACUGACACAGGGGUCUGAAGUGGUCUCCCCUGCCCCGCCCUCUGCCAGCCAACCCUCCUCCACCCUCCCCCCU
Molecule: messenger RNA, 2082 nt
Organism: Hypomesus transpacificus
Lineage: Eukaryota; Metazoa; Chordata; Actinopteri; Osmeriformes; Osmeridae
Product: phosphatidylinositol 4-phosphate 5-kinase type-1 gamma-like
Exons: 16
Biological process (GO): phosphatidylinositol metabolic process
Molecular function (GO): phosphatidylinositol kinase activity
Source: RefSeq, a predicted model, not a curated record